AUGACUAGUCCAGGUCCUAACGACUCUCAAAGUGAGAGACUCCAUCCAGCUACAUCAUCCUCACUGUCUCCACCUCCUUCAUCGCCAGCCCCCCUCUUCACUUCCCAACCCAAGCCACCAAGCCCUCUCCCGCCACGAAUCACCAGAAGCAAAUCCCUCCCUCCGAUUCUACCGUCAAAUACGGCAAACUCAGCCAUCACCACCACCAGCAAGCCCAAGCCAACUUACUCCGAAAUCGCCUCCCUCUACCAAUACAUCUGGGACCGCAUCGAUGACCUCAAGAUCAUCACAGGCGACCUCUGCCAGCGACUUAUUGCGCUAGAAGACACCGUAGCCGCCCUGGACGAAGGCGAUAAUAUGGAAAUCUUCACGAGGAAAGCGCUCGACAUGGCGACCGAAGGGCAGCUAAUAGCGAUGAUCGCGGAGCAAUUUAGGGAGAUGGGGACAAAGAUAGCGGAUAGGGGGACGGAUGUGGGCUUGGAGGAUGGUGAUUAUGGGAAGGAGGGUGGGGAUGGGGUUGAUAUCGAGAAUAGGCACGGGGACGAGAACGAGAAUGGGAAUGGAGGCGGGGAGGAGAACACGAAUGGGAACGGGAGCGGUACACAGAAAAACCAGGGGAGGGAGAAGCGGAAGGCCAGAGUCAGUAACCCUGACACAGACAGUGAUCCCGACUUGUAA
Messenger RNA from Neurospora tetrasperma FGSC 2508, 678 nucleotides. RefSeq lists its product as uncharacterized. The record is from RefSeq and is a predicted model, not a curated record. Bases 1 to 678 code for a protein of 225 amino acids. The transcript has a single exon. NCBI's taxonomy places the organism in Eukaryota, Fungi, Ascomycota, Sordariomycetes, Sordariales, Sordariaceae.